AUGCAGCAAGGGUCGCGCUGGAAGUCGGCCGCGAAUCUUGAGUUGCUGCUUGGAGCAGAUCAUCCGCCCGCCCGCCUUGCGAGCGACCCUGUAAGCGGCUUGGCCAAUGUCGCUGGGGCGGGGGUGGACGCCCGAAACACGGUGGGCUUUAAGAACACGCUUUACUGCAACCGACAGGACGCCGGCUACGCCUCUACGCGGCAACGCCUCGUCGAAUACUACCGCUUCAUGUUCUCAAAGAUUCCACUCUGGAGGAAGGACGUUCAACAAGGCGAGGCAAAGGCGGAGCCGACAGAGGCCUCUCUGGUGAAGCAGGAGGAGGAUGAGGAGGAUGAGGCACGGGAGUCAUCCAGCUUUCACGCGGGCGUUUUGCCACCGGGAUACCGGGCGCUGGGCGUUCUUACGCAGACGAACAACCCAGGCGAUAUCGGCGAGGACCUCCUCCUUCCAUGGGAGUUCUACCCAGUCACAGAUAUUAACGAUGAGGAGGCCUACGUCGAGUGCAUCAAUGCCCUUUCGAGAGAGACUCCACAGCUCAAUGGGUUUAUUCACGUUGAGGCCGAAGAUGAGGAUGGGGUGACGGCCGCGGGGACCACGACGGCGGCUGCUAACCUGGCGCUUGGCGGCCGAACUGACGGGAGGCUCUCACUCUACACACGCCUGGUGCCGCAGUUUACAGGCAUCUACCCUGGGAUGGCCGUUGGAGUCGUUGGUGACCCCUUCAAGCGGAGCUCGUCAGGUGCCUUGACGGGUGUUUUAGUUCGCCAAUUAAUUCUGCCGGCUCGUCCGAUUUUCCCAUGGAGCGUGGAACGGCCGCUGCCAACCCUGUCGACUUCGACGCCCGUUUCUACACGUGUUCAUUUCUGUAGUGGUCCCUUUCCUAGGCGUGACAUCAGCUCAAUUUUAACUGCAGUGACCAACAAUGCUCUUUCACGCGGGGCAGACUUGCUCAUCAUCGGUGGGCCGCUCGUCAAGGAAUUUGAGGAGUUCGAGAAGGAGCUUCUGACGUUGAUGCAGCGGACGUUUGAUGAGCUGCUAGGCGCCUACUUGGACGGCGUUGAGGACGUGAUAUCUAGCUACUACGCCGCAAACGGCAAUCGCGGGGGCAGGCCCCACUUAAAGGUGGUCCUGGUUAGCCACAGGGACGAUGCGACGCAGAUGCCAGCCCUCCCGACUACGAUGUACGGCGUGCAGGACGGCGGGGAUGUUUGGGUCCGCUCCAACCCCUGCCGCAUCUCCGUCAACGGCAUUCACUUUGGCGUCUGCAACGAGGACGUGGUGGGGGACAUGCGCAACAAAAUGGUGGAGCGGUGGUCGUCCGAGGCGGGCAGCCUCCGUCGGGUCGUCGAGACGCUCGUUCAGAGUCGCCUGUACGCCCCCAUUUAUGGUCUGCCGGCGGUAAAGCACGAGCUGAAGCACCUCCAGGCGCUCCGUCUUGACUACGUACCGGAGGCGAGCAGAGAGGAGAGCCACGGCGACGACGACGACGACGACGACGCUGCUGAUGGGAGAAGCGGCAGACCAACAUCCUCCCUGGCGUGGGACAGUCUUCGCUCCGUUCUCUCGGCAGGAAAGGAGGAGCUGGAGGAAGUGAAGCGAGAGACGAAACGUGUCAAGCGGGAAAUGCGUGAUUCCUCCUUCCCGUUGCAAGAUAGGCUAAACGGCGACGCGGCAGUCGAGUGGAUGCCUCAUGUCAUGUUUUUGCCCUCAACACGGCCUCGUUUUGCUGUCGUAACUCACCGCGGCGUGUGGGAUGGGGCGAAGGGCGUGGUGCGAGAUGAGUCGGAGCUGGACAACGUUUCCGCCGUGUCAGGUGUUAUGGUGGUGAACCAGGAAAUUUGGAGUAAGCGUUCCUCGCCAAAGUUUGAGCUACGAGUUGCGGAGGUAACGAUACCCGACAGCGAGCUGGUGAUGCGCCGUGGGGCCUCUGAGGCCAACGGUGUUUCAUGCGGUCUUAUUCACUUUUUCAACAACGCGGUUAGCAGCUGA
Molecule: messenger RNA, 1989 nt
Organism: Trypanosoma conorhini
Lineage: Eukaryota; Euglenozoa; Kinetoplastea; Trypanosomatida; Trypanosomatidae
Product: DNA polymerase alpha subunit B
Exons: 1
Coding region: 1-1989 (662 amino acids)
Biological process (GO): DNA replication initiation; DNA replication
Cellular component (GO): alpha DNA polymerase:primase complex
Molecular function (GO): DNA binding
Source: RefSeq, a predicted model, not a curated record